Ipomoea nil (Japanese morning glory) is the source of this 1617-nucleotide messenger RNA. RefSeq names its product E3 ubiquitin-protein ligase PRT1-like. Gene Ontology annotation, biological process: proteasome-mediated ubiquitin-dependent protein catabolic process. The record is from RefSeq and is a predicted model, not a curated record. Gene Ontology annotation, molecular function: ubiquitin protein ligase activity; zinc ion binding. The coding region runs from base 83 to 1405 and encodes 440 amino acids. Lineage: Eukaryota; Viridiplantae; Streptophyta; Magnoliopsida; Solanales; Convolvulaceae. The transcript has 7 exons.
UAUUCUUUUCUGGGUAAUUCGCGUACGCAGAUAUUAAUAUUACAGAUAUAUACAUACAUACAUUCUGCAUCUUUUGUACGCCAUGGAGAAUCAAGGCAACGAAAAUCACGUUGAAAUCGAAACCGAUGAAAUUCCUGAUGAAUUCCAGUGUUGCGUUUGCCUGGAGCUUCUGUAUAAACCUGUUGUGAUAGGGUGCGGGCACAUAGCAUGUUUCUGGUGUGUAUUCAAAGCCAUGAAUUCCUUGCAGGAGUCGAGCUGCCCGAUUUGUCGGCACCCGUAUCAUCAUCUCCCCGCAGUCUGCAGAUUGAUGCAUUUUUUGCUUUUGGAGCUGUAUCCUUUGGUCUACAAAACAAGGGAAAUGCAGCUUGCAGAAGAAGAGAAGGUGUUAGGAUUUAUAUCUCCAGAGUUUGACGAUUAUGCAUCUGAAACUUGUUGCAAGGAGCUUGGUGUUAGAGACCCCACUUCACCACCACAUUCUAUCAUUGGUUUGCAAAGAUCUGAUUUUGCAACAGAAGGAGAAACUUCCUUAGUUAAUGAUUUAUCUAAAAACUCCAAAUGUGGGAAUGAAAUUAUGGAGCAAAAUCCUAAACAGGAGCUUAUGACUGACUUAAAGUGCGGGAUAUGCAAGCAGUUGUUAUGCUUGCCUGUAGUUCUUAAUUGUGGUCAUGUAUAUUGUGGGGAGUGUGUCUUCAGUCAAUGUGAUAAGUUGUGUAGAUGUCCAGUUUGUCAAAUGGAGCACCCAAAUGGGUACCCAAAUACGUGUUUGGUUCUCGAGCAUUUUCUAGAAGAGCAAUUUCCAGAGGAGUAUAUGGCAAGAAAAAGGACUUCUCUAAACAAAUCUGAUUCCGAGACUGCAAGCACCUCAACAUGUCAAACAAAAUUGAAGAAAGCUUCCCACUCUUCCUCAGCCCCUAUACAUGAUUACUGGGCAUGGUUAUCUGGCAAGGGGCCUAUGGUUCAUUAUGGAAUUGGUUGUGAUUAUUGUGGGAUGUAUCCGAUUGUUGGAGAUCGCUACAAAUGCAAAGACUGCAAGGAAGCGAUAGGUUUUGAUCUGUGCGAAGCAUGCUACAGUAGUUCAUCUAAUCUCCCUGGCAGAUUUAAUCAGCAACACACACCAGACCAUAGAUUUGAACUCUUACAACCAGUUCAAAUCAGGAAUUUGAUAUUGCUUCGUGAUCCUCAACAAUCAGCAGAUGGCCCUGUUUUCGCGUAUGUGGGGGAUUCCAUAGAACUUGAUUCUGUUCCAUUUGAUCCAAUGGAGAACACUGCUGGCUCAAUGGACAAUGGAGAAGACACCAUCCCUUAUCUAGAUGCCCCAGGGAACAAUGCUGCAGGUGCACCUUCCCAAAAUGACAACAGAGAAGACCCAAACUCUACUUCAGAUCACACAAUGGAUAGUGCAUAAGGCCAUAAAGGAGUUAAUAGCUCUGUUUCGCUAACAGCCAUUUGAUGCCGAGUUUAAUUGCCUUUGUUGUGGACACCAAUGUACAAGCACUUUGGAGAACUUAUAGGUCUCCCGCAAUCUACCUUCUCAACCAAGGCUCCAGAGUAAGGGUGGUGGGGCCUUCAGCAUUGGGGUGCAAUCGUUUUUCAUAUGCUACCAAAUUACUUAUGGUA